Messenger RNA from Cavenderia fasciculata, 4032 nucleotides. RefSeq lists its product as uncharacterized. Bases 1 to 4032 code for a protein of 1343 amino acids. Gene Ontology annotation, biological process: 7-methylguanosine mRNA capping. Gene Ontology annotation, cellular component: nucleus. Lineage: Eukaryota; Evosea; Eumycetozoa; Acytosteliales; Cavenderiaceae. The record is from RefSeq and is a predicted model, not a curated record. The transcript is spliced from 4 exons. Gene Ontology annotation, molecular function: mRNA 5'-cap (guanine-N7-)-methyltransferase activity.
AUGUAUUUACAACGUUUCUAUUUUGCAUUUAUUGCAUUACUCUUACUCUCUGGCGGAGCAUAUGCCAGAACAGUCAAACUCGACAAAUGCAGCAGCACAUGUAGAUUGGACUCAAUGUUGGCUUUGGUCGGCGGUGCACUCACCCGUGCCGACGAUGUAGUCAUCCAAGGAACUCAAAGCGCCAUUUAUAAUAUUGCACAACCAAUCACCUGUCGUGCCUUGUCCAUCGCCACUGGUACCGUCAAUCUCAACUCCAAUGUUAAUAUCCUCGGCGACCUCCGUGUCGACGCUGGAGCCAAGCUCGUCAUCAAUGGUGCUCUCUCUGCCACCGGUCUCAUCAAGGUCGAUGGUGAAUUAAUCGUCCUCGGUGGUAUCUCCUCGAUCGGAAACAUGGCCUGUGCCGGUAAGGUACUCGUCCAAGGUGGUACCCUCAACAUCAAUGGUUUGCUCUUUGCCGACACCUCUGCCUUGACUGUCGCCGGUGGUAUCGUCAAACACUCUGGAAACUGUGCCUACAACACCUUGCCAAUCGUCAAGGGAACCGGUCAAAUCUUUGUCAACACUGGUGCCAACAUUGACCUCAACAAGGGUAUCAAGUGUCUCGACCAAUCCAUCCUCAACCUCGCUGCCAACGCCAAGGUCAACCUCAACGCUGACUCGCAAUUCCUCACCCCAAUCAUCGUCAAUGCUGGUGCCAACGUUCUCGUCAACAAGGGUAAAUGCGACUUUACUGGUGGUAUCAAGGGUACUGCUGGUUCCAUCUUGACCAUCCUCAACGGUGCUGCCAACGUUGCCGGUGACCUCAACACCUGUCACAAGAUCGACCUCACUGGUGCCGGUUCACUCAAUGUCAACGCCGGUGCUCUCACCUGUGCCGACCUCAAGGCCAUCGCCACCUCCAAGAUCAACCUCUCUGGCAACGGUGCCCUCCUUCUCGACGCCAACGCCAACGUUGUCGGUAAGAUCAACCUUUCUGACCUCUCCAACAUCGUCGUAAAGGCCGAUUGUGAUGCCAAGAUCUUGGGUGGUAUGACCUGCUCUGGAAACUCUGUCGUCCAAGUCCUCGACAACGCCAAGCUCGACCUCGCCAAGGACUGUCACUUUGUCAACCCACUUACCAUCGGUUCGCAAUCCACCGUCACCCUCACCAACGGUAUCACCAACUGUGCCAAGGGUAUCAACUCCAAGCCAGACUCGACCUUUAUCAUUGACGACAAGGCCACCUGCAAUAUUGCCCACAACUCCAACGUCGGUGACAUCAAGGUCAACGCCAACGGUGCUCUCAACGUCAACGGAGGUAUCACCAACGUCAACGGUAUCUUCCACACUGCCGACAAGUCAACUGCCGCCAUUACCAACGCCAUCCUCAACUUAAAGAGCGACGCUGAAAUCAACAGCAAGUUGCUUGCCCUCGCCAACUCCAAGAUCUCCCUCGAAGGUCUUACCAACCUCAACGCCGGUAUCCAAGCCGACACCACUGCCAAGAUCGACAUUGCCAAGACCUGUAACAUCAAUGCCGCCUCUACCCUCAACUGUCACACCAACCUCAAUGCCAACGCCAUCCUCAACAUGAACGGUAACAAGGUCACCCACUCUUGCGGAAAGAUCACCACUGCCCCAACCUCUACCCUCAACCUCAACAAGGGUUGCAACCUCAACAUCGUCGGAGCUGCUGAUAUCAACGGUGCCACCAAGCUUUGCGAUGGUUCCAACAUUAAGAUCCAUGGUGUUGCCAAUAUUAACAGUGGUAUCCAAACCGUCGGAAAUAUCCAAUCUAUUGUCAAUGUUGCCAAGGCUGGUACUUGCAAGCUUGCAUCUGAUACCUCAAUCAACGGUAAGAUUUUGAUUGAUGCCGGAGGUAACCUCAUCGUCAACGGUAAAUGUGCUGUCAAUGACCUCCAAAACGCUGGAAAGGUUAUCGUCACCAAGCCAAUCACCAUCACUGGUGACAAGUUCAUCCACGCCAACGCUGAUGCCUCUAUUGAUUUGAACGGUGAUGGUAUGAUCUCUUGUAAGGAAAUCAACUUUGCCAAGGGUGCCCUCAACGGUGUCGGUAAGAUGGCCUGUACCAAGUGUACUUUUGGUAACAACAUCGAUGCCAACCUCAACGUCCAAGGUGAUGUCGUCAUCCAACCAACUGCCAACCUCAUUGCCCGUGUCCACGCCGAUGCCACCGGUGCCAUCCAAGCCGUCCCAGUCAUCAUUGCCUCUGGUGCUGCCAACAUUGCCGGUAACGUAAACAUCAUCUGUGACGCUGCCACCAAGAUUGCUGCUGGUCACGUCAUCAAGCUCGUCUCUGCCGCCAACGUCUCUGGUAACCUCAACGUCGUUGCCAACGCCAGUGCUGCUGCCAAUGCCAACAUUGCUGCCAAUGCCUGGAACAUGGUAUACCCCAAGUGUGCAUGUGAAUGUUACCUCCAAAAGAAUUCAAUAGACAAGACAAGACAAGAUAUGUCAGAUACUAACAACGAUAUAUAUCAUGAAGAUCAUUAUCAAUAUCAAUACAAUAAUAAUAGCAAUAGUUUAAAUACUGAUUCAAAUAAUAAUAAUAGUUAUAAUCCUUCAGACCAACAACAACAACAACAACAAUCAUAUAAUAAUCAUAACCAACAACCUCAACAACAACAAUACCAACCUCAACAAUAUAACAACAAUAAUAACAAUAGUUAUAAUGUAGAACAACCAUAUAAUAAUAACAAUAAUUAUAGAGGAAGAGGAGGAGGAGGAGGUUAUAAUAACUAUAAUAAUAAUAAUAGAAGAGAUUAUAAUAAUAAUGAUAAUAAUAGAAGAGAUUAUAACAAUGAUCAUAAUAAUAGAGGUGGUGGUGGAUAUAGAGGAGGAGGUAGAGGAGGAGGUAGAGGAAGAGGAGGUGGAGGUGGUAAUAAUAGAUAUAAUCCAUAUGGCAAUAACCAACAACAAAAUCAUCACCAACAUCAAUAUCAACAAAACAACAAUAAUGAACCAUAUGGUACAAUUAACAAAUCGAUAUCAGAACAUUAUGGACAAAGAACCAAUAUACCAUUACAUAUUAGAGAUCAAAGUCGUAUAUUGAAUAUGAAGAAUACAAAUAAUUGGGUCAAAUCUGUGAUGAUUCAAAAGUAUGUCAAUCGAGAUGACAGUGUAUUUGAUAUCUGUGGUGGUAAAUUAGGAGAUCUUCAAAAAUGGAUAAAGGCAUCAAUCUCUACUCUUUACAUUGCCGACGUUGCUUUGGAUUCUUUAAAGGAUGGAGUAGAACGUCACAAUGAAAGAAUCAAAAACAUUCAGUUCAACACCACCUUUAUCUGUUGUGAUUGUUUCUCUCCAAAACUACUUCAAGCUAUUCCUCCAACCGUCAAGUUUGAUCUUGUCAGCUGUCAAUUUGCCAUUCAUUAUUCUUUCCGUUCAGAGGAGAGUGUACGUAAUUUCCUUCAAAAUGUUUCCUCUGUCUUGAAAGAUGGUGGUUAUUUUAUUGGUAAUUUCCCAGACUCUCAAUAUAUAGUUGAAAAAUGUAAAGAAAACAAUUCAAACAAAUUUGGAAAUUCAGUAUUUAAUAUUAAAUUUAAAGAGGAUGAACCAAAGUUUGAAGAAUUUGGGUGCGCAUACCAAUUCUUUUUAGAGGAUGCCAUUGAUGGCUUGGAUGAAUAUUUGGUCGAUCCAACGGUAUUGUCGAGAGUUGCCAAGGAAUACGAUUUGGAGAUGGUACAGGAUGAAGAUUUCCAUACUUUUAUUGAAAGAGAAAGAGAUGCCUCUGACGGUAACAAAUCUCUUUACCAUAAAAUGCAUUGUCUCAAUGAUCAAGGUACCAUUUCCAAAGAGGAAUGGGAAGCAUUAAGAAUUUACAGAGUUUUUGCUUUCAAAAAACUUAAAAAAGAACAACAACAAGAUGAUCAAACUUCAACAUCGACAAAUAAUGAUAAUAAUAAUAAUAAUAAUGAUAAUGGUGAUGGCGAUGAUAAAAAAGAUAAUCAAAAUAAUAAUAAUAAUUAUCAAAAUAGAAGAAAUAGAAAUAGAAUUCCAUUUAUCAACAUCAACGAUAUAAUAAUAAUAAAUUAA